AUGGUGCUAAGGGCGCAGCCUCCCUACCCUACCACCCCUUCCGAAGACCAUCUCCCCGCGCUUCCCUUGACACCUCCCCCAAAUGCCCCCCACGCGCCACAUGUAAACACAUCGCCAGCAUUCCAUCUCAAAACACCAGAGGAUGCAGAUCUUCUGCCGCCACGAGCACAAGACGUCGACUCGGAUUUGAGUGACGAUGAAUGGGACCGGUCAUCAGACGAAGACGACUUCGAAACAGUGAACCCACGCGACGUGCCAGAUGCCUUGAAGCCCGCCGGGGGGAAAGCGCCAUCACCCACGCCUAUCGACAAGAAUAGCCUGCCGGAUGCUUUGAGGGUAGGACCGCCUGCGGGAAUACCGAUCAAACGAUCCACGGAAAACAUCUCGCCCAUGCCCACGGGCACAACGGCUGCAUCCUAUGGCGCCAGAAGUACCGUCUCAGAGCAGUCCAACGGCUCCAUACCCCUACAAACGAAUAAUCCCUACCUCAAGAUACAGACGACAGGCCAGAGCAACUGGGGUGGCGAGAGCAGCGAGGCUAUAUGGGGACACCCGCAGGACCACAGCAGUCACAAGAGCGCGACCCCGGUAGAGCUGCCAGCAUACCAGACGCCCGUCAUACCCACCCAGGCUAUGCAAAAUCUUCAUGUCAACAGUCACGUACCACCGGCGCAAAGCUCCAAGUCACCUGAGCAGCCGCCGCUAAUUGCAGUCGACUCGGCCACACCUCAGUCUACCCCAUUCAAAGACUCCUUCAAUGCCAACCCUUGGGCGGCUGACACAGAAGUCUCCUCGUCCAUACCCCCUUCAAGCGUCUUUGACCUACCUGAUGAUGGAUCGCACCAGCCAGGUCAGACUACAUGGUCAGAACAGCAGGAUGGGACCAGAAUGGAACAGUCACAAGCCCGAACUGAAUCGAAUACCGCUCAUGAUCAAAAUGUGGUCCCCACUUCCCAAGGAGCUCUACCACAGCAAACCGCAUCACCACAUGUUAACACACAACCUCCCGCAAUGGUACCGCAGGCAGCGCUCUUGCCCGCGGAGGAACGACCACCAGCGUUGCCCCCCAGGAGAUCACAUGAGGAAUUCCCACCUACGAUGCCCCCACGACCAAUCGAUACCGGAGCUAAUUCUUCGAUUGCACUAGGACCCGAAUCGCCCAACACAAUGAUGAACAGACAGAAGAAAGAGCACUACCAGAUCAAGCACAUACGUUGGCACGACUACAACAAGCAAGGUCUUCGUACAUCACCAAUCCUCACACAGAACCUGAAUGGACCGUGUCCGUUGCUCGCUCUAGUCAAUGCGCUCGUGCUUUCAACGCCGCCCGGGAUCGAGACUGCGCUGAUUGAGACGCUGCGGACACGUGAAACCGUCAGUCUGGGUUUAUUACUCGAUGCUGUUUUCGACGAACUCAUGUCAGGGCGGCGAGGGAAUGCUGCACAAACAUUACCAGACGUCAGUGAGCUGUACAAGUUUCUCCUUGCUCUACACACUGGUCUCAACGUCAAUCCCCUAUUCGUUCCGGAUUCACAAGAUGUUAGCCAUUCUACAAUGUUAACCAACAAAGCGGGUGGCUUUGAGGACACUGAAGAUAUGAAGCUGUAUCGCACAUUCGACAUUCCACUAAUGCACGGCUGGCUGCCGGAAGCAGGCACCGAGGCAUAUGCCGCGUUCGAUCGAGUUGCUAAAUCAUAUGAGACUUCGCAAUACGUGCAGUUCCAAGAAGAGGAGCUUGAUGCGAAGCUCCAAUCAGGCGAAGCGCUCAGCGAAGAGGAACAGCAAAUGUUUACCGAUAUCCACGCAAUCAAGGAAUUCCUCAACCGAUGGCCCACACAGCUUACCGAUCAUGGCUUGAAAGUCAUCCGGGAGAAUCUACAACCUGGCCAAGUCGCCAUCCUGUUCAGAAACGAUCAUUUCUCGACACUGCUCAAAGAUCCCCGCACUGAUCAACUCGUCACUCUAGUCACUGACCAAGGCUACUCUUCGCACGACGAGAUUGUAUGGGAAUCGCUGGUUGAUGUCAAUGGUCAAGGCAGCCAACUCUUCUCGGGCGAUUUUCGCUCCGUGGACAAUAGCGGGUCUGCCGGAGUUCAACAGCAAUCCCAGAACAGCGACACAAACGACAGUCAAGGCUGGACCACUCAGAGCCGAACAGGAAGAUCACGACCUCGCCCUAGCCCUACAACUCCAGGAAGAGGAAGAGGACCGCGAACGCCGCGAAGCGGAACAACGCCAACGCGCAAAUACAGCCCCAUCCUCACCCAGGCCCAGCCGCGGCGACCAGGCACCGGUCAUCCCUCCUCGCCGCAACAAUGUCACACAUCGUCCUGCCGGAGAAGCAGCACCGCCUCCGACGUACGAAGAAGCAUCUCACACACCACGAUAUAA
Plenodomus lingam JN3 is the source of this 2391-nucleotide messenger RNA. The record is from RefSeq and is a predicted model, not a curated record. NCBI's taxonomy places the organism in Eukaryota, Fungi, Ascomycota, Dothideomycetes, Pleosporales, Leptosphaeriaceae.